AUGGAUUUGUCUACAACACCAGGAAUGCAGCCGCCGGCCGGCCAGACAUCGCAUUUUAAUGGGUCCUAUAGCUCACUUCAGAUUGGAACCGUCAUUUCCUUUGGUGUCACCUUCUUCAUCGCUACGUGCUUCCUGGGUCUUCGGGUCUUCCAAGCGGUCAAGUUGAUCAAAAAUAUCGAGCUGGAUCUGAUUACGAUCAUAAUUUCCUAUGGCGUCUCUGCGACCUACUUCGCCACGAUAGUCAAUCAAAUGAAAUGGGGCUGGGGAAAACACAUGUGGAAUGUCUCAUUAGCGGAUCUUAUGGAAUUCAACAAGGUCAGAUCGGAACAUCGAAACAUUCCAAGGAAGUAUAAGACUAACGCAGAGCAGGGCUUGCUUCCCAACACCUUGACUUAUUUGAUAUGUCCAGCCAUUACAAAAAUGGCCAUUGUGUCCGUUUUAUUUCGGAUUAAUCCCUCGGUCAUCUAUCGCUGUAUUGUGGUAGCUGUUGCUGUAUCCAUAUUCGCAUAUACCCUGGUAUUAUGUACCAUCGUGGGAGGGCCAUGCAACCCGCUCAAAACCGGAACGACGGCAUGCCUGGAGAAUGUUGCUUUGGCUCAAUCAGUUUUGAACAUUGCAUCAGACAUUGCUGUCAUAGCCUUACCCAUACCGACAAUCCAUGCCCUUCAUCUAUCGACGAAGAACAAGAUCACGGUCGGAUGUCUUCUAACUCUGGGAUCUGGCGUCAUUGUUUGCUCGAUUGCCCGCCUACCAUACGUCCUCCUCCUCGACAAAACUGAAGACGUAACCUACACUGAAGCGAUCCUGGGAAUAUGGUCAAUGGUUGAGAUAAAUCUCGGUAUCGUCUGCGCUUGUGCAAUGCGCAUGAAAAGAUUGAUUGCAACAUAUCUCCCGCGACUAUCCUUGUUCUCAUCUAACCCAAGUAAUACUGCGAAAACAUCGCAUGGGUCGGAUUUGAGGAGAUUCCAACCUAACGGUAGAGGUCAACACUCCUACCAGCUUCACAGUCUCCAAGGGAGCAGUGUGGACCCUUUAAAUGAUCCCAAGGGUAUAAAAUAUCAUCAAUCGUUCAAGGUUGAUGUACAAUCUAAAGACGGCGGAGGUGGGGAUGCCGCAAGCACGGAUAAAAUUUUGAUCUGA
Penicillium waksmanii is the source of this 1140-nucleotide messenger RNA. RefSeq lists its product as uncharacterized. The record is from RefSeq and is a predicted model, not a curated record. NCBI's taxonomy places the organism in Eukaryota, Fungi, Ascomycota, Eurotiomycetes, Eurotiales, Aspergillaceae. The coding region runs from base 1 to 1140 and encodes 379 amino acids. The transcript has 4 exons.